GCGGGCGCAGGCUGCGGGGUCGGCACGGAAGAUGCACGCGAGGCUCCUGGGGCUCUCGGCCCUGCUGCAGGCGGCCGAGCAGAGCGCGCGCCUUUACACCGUGGCUUACUACUUCACCACAGGACGGCUUCUGUGGGGGUGGCUGGCCCUUGCUGUCCUCCUGCCCGGGUUCUUGGUCCAGGCCCUGAGCUACCUGUGGUUCCGAGCAGACGGGCAUCCAGGGCAUUGCUCCUUGAUGAUGCUGCACCUCCUACAGCUUGGUGUUUGGAAGCGCCCACAAAUCCACUUGUAAAUGCAGCAUGAGAUGACAGAAGAAGGCCUAUCUCAUCCUUAGCAUGCACCUUGGUUUAGCAAUUUUUCUUUAGUGAAAGUUCAAGGUUGUCAAAAGGAAAGUUAAGGUAAACUCUAAAGGCACUGGGACGCUGCACUGACCAGUCUGCAGAAGGAACUGGAGGCUCCCCACCGAGGCUGGCUGCAGCUGCAGGAGGCCGACCUGUCGGCCCUUCGACUCUUGGAGGCCCUGCUGCAGACUGGGCCCCACCUGCUGCUUCAGACAUAUGUUUUUCUAGCCUCAGACUUCACAGAUAUUGUGCCAGGGGUGAGCACCCUGUUUUCCUGGUCCUCACUCUCCUGGGCACUGGUGUCCUACACUCGCUUCAUGGGCUUCAUGAAGCCAGGCCACCUGGCCAUGCCAUGGGCCGCCCUCUUCUGCCAGCAGCUCUGGAGGAUGGGCAUGUUGGGAACCCGCGUGCUGAGUCUGGUUCUGUUCUACAAAGCCUACCACUUUUGGGUUUUUGUGGUUGCAGGUGCCCACUGGCUGGUGAUGACAUUCUGGCUUGUCGCCCAGCAGAGUGACAUCAUCGACAGCACCUGCCACUGGAGGCUGUUCAACCUGCUCGUGGGGGCCGUGUACAUCCUCUGCUACCUCAGCUUCUGGGACAGCCCUUCUAGAAAUAGGAUGGUCACGUUCUACAUGGUCAUGCUGUUGGAGAACAUCAUCCUGUUGCUGUUGGCCACCGACUUUCUCCAGGGGGCAUCGUGGACCAGCCUGCAGACCAUAGCUGGGGUCCUGUCUGGAUUUCUGAUUGGCAGUGUCUCACUGGUAAUUUAUUACAGCCUGCUGCAUCCAAAAUCCACAGACAUCUGGCAGGGCUGCCUAAGGAAGUCCUGUGGCAUUGCAGGAGGUGAUAAAACAGAGAGAAGAGAUUCUCCCCGGGCCACAGAUCUAGCUGGGAAGAGAACCGAGAGCUCAGGCUCAUGCCAAGGGGCAAGUUAUGAACCAACCAUUUUAGGGAAGCCCCCUACCCCUGAGCAGGUCCCCCCAGAGGCUGGGCUGGGGACCCAGGUUGCUGUGGAGGACUCUUUCCUCAGUCAUCACCACUGGCUGUGGGUGAAACUUGCCCUAAAAACAGGAAAUGUGUCUAAGAUCAAUGCCGCCUUUGGAGAUAACAGUCCUGCCUAUUGUCCACCUGCAUGGGGGUUGAGUCAACAGGACUACCUGCAGAGAAAGGCCUUGUCUGCCCAGCAAGAGCUCCCAUCCUCAUCCCGUGACCCCUCAACCUUAGAGAACAGCUCUGCGUUUGAAGGUGUCCCUAAAGCAGAGGCCGACCCAUUGGAAACCUCAAGUUACGUAUCUUUUGCCAGCGAUCAGCAGGAUGAAGCACCUACCCAGAACCCAGCAGCCACGCAGGGGGAGGGCACCCCAAAGGAAGGAGCUGACGCUGUUUCUGGGACACAGGGGAAGGGGACAGGUGGGCAGCAGAGAGGAGGGGAAGGACAGCAGAGUUCCACGUUGUACUUCAGCGCCACUGCAGAAGUGGCCACAUCCUCACAACAAGAAGGCAGCCCAGCUACUCUGCAAACGGCCCACUCUGGAAGGAGGCUGGGAAAGAGCAGCCCUGCCCAGCCUGCAUCGCCCCACCCAGUGGGCUUGGCGCCCUUCCCCGACACCAUGGCCGACAUUAGCCCCAUCCUAGGCACAGGCCCAUGUAGAGGCUUCUGCCCCAGUGCAGGCUUCCCUGGAAGAACCCUCAGUAUCUCAGAGCUAGAGGAGCCGCUGGAGCCCAAAAGGGAGCUAAGUCACCAUGCAGCUGUUGGUGUGUGGGUGUCAUUGCCACAGCUGAGGACUGCCCAUGAGCCCUGCCUCACGUCCACCCCUAAGUCUGAGUCUAUCCAAACGGACUGCAGCUGCAGGGAACAGAUGAAGCAAGAGCCGAGUUUUUUCAUCUGACCACAGUCAUGGUGGGAUAAGACAACAGGCUGACAAACCAAGCUGGCCAUUUGGUACCGUGAGAAAGGAAAUCCCACUUCUGACACCUGUGUCCUUGGGCACAUCACUGUCACCUCUGAAUCUCCAUCUGCAUCCCUGAAAAAUGAAGAAACAGGGCUGGAUGAUUUUGCAGGUCCAAUGCAAACAUCACAGACCCCACCCAUGCAUAGGAGAGACUCUAACAUACUUUAGAGGAGGAGAAAGAGAUUCCAGUCAAAAUUGUCUGCUACCUUUUAUGAGCUGUAGGUUCCCUUAUUUUAUCUUUUUGCUGUGGCUUCUAGGAAACACAAAGGUAAAACCCAGAUUCCUAUUUUAUUUGAGGUUCUUGUUACAAUUAGCUUUGCCUCACAUUUAGCGGUUAUGAAUCUCAUUUUAAUAUAUUCUAACUGUAUUAUGUUAUGAAAUCUCUUGGUAAGAUAAUUUGCAUGCUUUCUGGGAGUAGGUAAGGCCUGUGUGCUUGUAAUAACUAACAUAACUGAAAGUGCAAAUGUCAUUCUAAGAUUCCCAUAUCUUUUGGUUAGGGGACAAUAUUAGAGCUUUUAAAAAGGAAGGGUAGACUCACUUAGCUCAGCCUCACCCAUGCUAAGGGCACAUGCACACAUUUUCUGCAAUUCACUCUCAGACCAUCAGCAUCCUCCUGGCCAGCUGCAUAAAUGUAUUUUUCUGUGAAAUGUGCUGCUCCCCUUUGUGCAGGCUGGCCAGCCAAGAGUUCCCUUCCAGCUCCCACUGCUGCUUUCCACCCCAUCUCCUUUAUGUCCAAGCUUUGUUCCCACUUCCAUUCAAUGUGAGACACUAUCCAUGAUUUAAGCCCAUCCAAAAAGAAGGGAGGAAACGUCCAUUCCUCUCGCACUCUCCUUCUCUCUGACUCCUCCACUCUAAAGUGUUCUUUGUGGCUAGGUAUUUCCAUAAUUUCUUUAAGCCUUCCUUUGUAGCUGAUUAAGGAAGUCUAGUCAUAAACUAUCAAAGAGAAAGGCACACAGAGAGCUGGAUGCUAUUUAGGGAUGGGUAUUUUUGUUUUGUUUUGUUUCAUUUCAUUUGUUUAUUUGUUGAGACAGGGCCUCUCUGUCACCCAGGCUGGAGUGCAGUGGCAUGAUCAUGGCUCACUGCAGCCUCAACCUCCAGGGCUUAAGCAAUCCUCUCACCUCAGCCUCUCGAGUAGCUGGGACUACUGGCAGGUGGGCACCAUGCCUGGCUACUUUUUUGUAUUUUUUGUAGAGACAGGUUCUUGCCAGGUGGCUCAGGCUGGUCUCCAACUCCUGAGCUCAAGCGAUCUGCCCAUCUCGGCCUCCCAAAGUGCUGGGAUUACAGGCGUGAGCCACCGUGCCCAGCCAGAAUGGGUAGUUUUUAUUCUCUCCAAACACUUUUGGAUUAGGGUACAAUAUUAGAGCUCUAAAAAGGAAUAGUAGAAUAACUUAGCUCAGCCUGACACAUACUAAGGGCACCUGCAGACACUUUCUGCAAUAAGCUCUCAGACCAUCAGCAUCCUCCUGGCCAGCCACAUAAGCCAAUCGGGGAUGCAGACAAGUGGCUACAAACUUUCCAUACAACAGGUGAAGAUAACGAGACUUUGGGUCGGAUGCAGGGGCUCACACCGGUAAUCCCAGCACUUUGAGAGGCUGAGGCGGGAAGAUCACUUGAGGCCAGAAGUUCGAGACCAGCCUGGGCAAUGUAGUGAGACCCCAUCACUACUAAAAAUACAUAAAUUAUCCUGGUGUGGUGGCACACACCUGUAGUCCCAGCUGCUCGAGAGGCUGAGGCACGAGAAUCAGUUGAACUGGGAGGCAGAGGUUGCAGUGAGCUGAGAUCGUACCAUGGCACUCCAGCCUGGGCGACAGAGCAAGACUCUAUCUAAAAAAAAAGCUUGUUAAUAGAACAAAAUCAUUCAUAGUUCCAUUCACUGUGCUAUCCCAGCAUCUCAGUCCUUCCUCCAUGCAGUCUCUCGCCCAGCCAGGUGAGAGCAUGAGCACUUCCCUGAGUCCUCACCAGCCCUCCCCAUUUGUCCUCCAAGACUCCACUCAAACAUCUCCUCUUGGUGCCUUCCUGGGCCCUCCCCAGCUCCAGCUCUCCCAGACCUACCCUCUGUCCCCAGGUUGUAUUCCACUGCCCUUUGCCCUCUGGUGACCUCUUCCUAAACUUGAAGCCCUGCCUCCCUGAAGGCUAAUUAAGGGUUGCAGUCCUCCUUCUGGGCUAACUCCAAGGUCCAGCAGAGUGUCCAGCAAAAGUAGGCGUUAGAGCAUUCAACAGCAUGAAUUCACUAACGAGCGGGGCUGUGGGCAUGAAUUUCAGCUUGAGUGCAUAUCCUGGAUCAACGGCAUUUGUGUUAUGGGGUAAAAGUAAGGGUGGGAUAUGGGGAAUUUGCUCAUUCUUUUCAAACUUUCUAGCCCUUGAAUAGCCUGGAAAGCUAGAAAUACUCUUCAUUCAUUCAUUCAUUUAAGGAAUAUUAGUUGAGUAUGACAGGCACUGAGUAUGCAGAAAUCAAGGCAUGUACUUGCUGUUCGAGGCCCUGUGGACCAACAUCGGCUUCUCAGAUGGCUUCCUCACUUCAUGCCUCCAGAAAGCAUAUUGCCCGGUGAUGAAAAGGAUCAGAAAAUAUACACUAUAUUUAUUAGAGAAGACUAAUAAAUGGACACUUAAUUCAAAAA
This is a messenger RNA of Homo sapiens (human), 4911 nucleotides long. It is a transcript of the gene XKR5, whose product is annotated as XK related 5. Gene Ontology annotation, cellular component: plasma membrane; membrane. The record is from RefSeq and is marked validated. The coding region runs from base 659 to 2230 and encodes 523 amino acids. The transcript is spliced from 8 exons. Lineage: Eukaryota; Metazoa; Chordata; Mammalia; Primates; Hominidae.